Debaryomyces fabryi is the source of this 969-nucleotide messenger RNA. RefSeq lists its product as uncharacterized. The record is from RefSeq and is a predicted model, not a curated record. The transcript has a single exon. Lineage: Eukaryota; Fungi; Ascomycota; Pichiomycetes; Serinales; Debaryomycetaceae. Gene Ontology annotation, biological process: regulation of peptide transport. Bases 1 to 969 code for a protein of 322 amino acids. Gene Ontology annotation, cellular component: membrane.
AUGAAAUAUAAUAAUAUCAGUGCAUCGGAAUUUGUCCGGCAGUUGAAGGCUGAAUAUGGCGAGAAAAAGAUGAAGCUUGAUAUGGAAGAUGGAACGGUGUCUAAUAUAGACUACGGGUCGAACGACAACUUGACAAAUUUAGAUACAGAUUACUCCUCAGGGUCAGAAAGUGGUAGAGAUGACGACAUUGGGAUAUACGAGAGUGUAAAGCUAUCAUUACAGUUCAUAAUGCUUUGGUUUUCGGCGAAUUUGGUGACUAAUUCUUCAUUAUCGUAUACUUCGGUUGCAUCCCAGACAAUUCUUUCUUCAACUUCGUCGUUUUUCACCUUAAUUAUUGGGUUUUUGUAUUCGAUAGAAAAAAUCAACCAAAAUAAGAUUGUCGGCAUACUUUUGAGUUUCACGGGGGUUUUGAUUAUUACUAAAAUAGACACAUCUUCUAGCAACCCUUCUGAUUCAAAUGCCGUUAUUUUGGCAGGAAACUUACUUGCAUUACUGGGUGCUUUGAUAUACGGACUUUACACGAUUUUGCUUAAAUUUAAAAUUAUGAUCAAAAAUUCAACUAGAGAAAGAAACCUAGAUACUCAUUUAUUUUUCGGAUUUGUUGGAAUAUUUAACACUCUUUUAUUAUGGCCCAUCUUGAUUUUACUUCAUUUUACAGAUAUUGAAAAGUUCGAAUUACCUUCGAAUAAUAGGACUAUAAGCUUGCUAUUAGCCAACGCACUUAUUACAUUCAUUAGCGAUUUUUGUUGGUGUAAAGCAGUUUUGUUGACAAGUCCAUUGACCGUUACUGUGGGUUUAUCAAUGACAAUUCCACUAGCCAUGGUUGGCGAUUGGGUACUCAAAGGCUUUUCAGUGAACUGGUGGUACUUGUUUGGAGCCUUUAUUGUAACAGUUGGAUUUUUAAUCAUCAAUAAAGACGAAAAGGAGGACUUUGUCAGCAACCGUGAAACUCAUGAUGAAAGUCAAUAA